This is a messenger RNA of Symphalangus syndactylus (siamang), 704 nucleotides long. Its product is annotated as small ubiquitin-related modifier 2-like. The record is from RefSeq and is a predicted model, not a curated record. NCBI's taxonomy places the organism in Eukaryota, Metazoa, Chordata, Mammalia, Primates, Hylobatidae.
GUCCGCCGCUGCCGCCUCUUUCUUCUGCCGCUCUUGGUGCUGCUUGUGUGCUCGUUUGGUGCGGACCUGGUACCUCUUUUGUGAAGCGGCAGCUGAGGAGACUCUGGCGCUCGCCAUGGCCGACGAAAAGCCCAAGGAAGGAGUCAAGACUGAGAACAACGAUCAUAUUAAUUUGAAGGUGGCGGGGCAGGAUGGUUCUGUGGUGCAGUUUAAGAUUAAGAGGCAUACACCAGUUAGUAAACUAAUGAAAGCCUAUUGUGAACGACAGUUGGAAAUGGAGGAUGAAGAUACAAUUGAUGUGUUCCAACAGCAGACGGGAGGUGUCUACUGAAAAGGGAACCUGCUUCUUUACUCCAUAACUCUGUUCUUUAAAGACCAAGAUUACUUCUCAAUUAGAAAACUGUAAUUUUGUUCCACCACAUCCUGACUACUACCGUAUAGUUUUCUCUAUUCUUUCAUUUCCCCGUUCCUUUAUUGUACAUAAAGUAACUGGUAUAUGUGCACAAGCAUAUUGCAUUUUUUUUUUAACUAAACAGCCAAUGGUAUAUUUUGAUUGACAUCAAGUGGAGACGGGAUGGGGAAAAAUACUGAUUCUGUGAAAAUACCCCCUUUCUCCAUUAGUGGCAUGCUCAUUCAGCUCUUAUCUUUAUAUUCCAGUAAGUUAUUUUGCUCUCACUGUUUUAACAAAAAAAAAAAAACAACAA